AUGGGGAAGGGCGGCACGCGGUUCGUGAGCGAGGCGAUCGCCCAGCGCACCGGGCGCCGGCGGUCCACCUACACCAACAAGGAGCUGCAGAAGGACAUGGAGAAGUUCCUGGAGACGGGCGAGCACCCGGAGAUGGGGCGGGAGGCGGACGACUACAGGCAGGUCGGCAGCCUGCCGGAAGUGGACCCGCGCAGGCCCUGCGUGUUCCUGGACGUGGGCAGGGCCGGGGAGAAGAUAGGAAGGCUGGUGAUCGAACUGUUUGUGGACAUCGUGGCUGUCUCCGUGGGUCAUUUCCAGAACAUCUGUGGUGAGGGCGUGCAGGGCUCUCUGAAGGGCAGCAGGUGUCACAAGUUGCAGCCUCAUUUUGCUGCCUACUUCAGGAAAACGAGGGAGAAUUGGCCAGUUGGAAGAGAGACUAAACUGCAGCACGUCGACUCAGGUUGCAUCUCCAUAGCUGUUACAAACGAUGAAAUGGUGCUCUCCCUGGGUGUGGCCCGAGCGCUGGACAACACCCAUCAGGUGAUCGGCCGUGUUGUGCUUGGGCACGAAGUUCUGUCCACACUCAACGAUGUACCUACAAACCAGAACGAUGUUCCAGUACAGCCCAUCGCCAUUCUUGACUGUGGCCCAACAAAUAUGUCUGGAACACACGAUUCGUUUGCAGCCAGCACACCUGGGAGCAGCAGCAGGCAGCCUCAGUCAGCGGAGGAAGCUAUCCAGCAGCUUCGAGAAGACACAUCGCAAGCAAGGGACGAGCUGAGGGAGGCCCUUGAAGUUGGCUUAAGUGCCAGCAGAAAGCGUCAGGCGGAGAGCGAGGCGGCUGGCCGUGGUCGGCCCUCCGUGCGGCAAAGAGCUAUGCUGGACUCUGUGUUUCCCGGCCUCAGCGACACAUCAUCGUCCGGGACCAGCGACGGCGACGAUCAAGGCGAAGGCUAA
Ostreobium quekettii is the source of this 936-nucleotide messenger RNA. Lineage: Eukaryota; Viridiplantae; Chlorophyta; Ulvophyceae; Bryopsidales; Ostreobiaceae. The record is from the annotation of a GenBank genome assembly.